Glarea lozoyensis ATCC 20868 is the source of this 870-nucleotide messenger RNA. RefSeq names its product NAD(P)-binding Rossmann-fold containing protein. The record is from RefSeq and is a predicted model, not a curated record. The transcript is spliced from 2 exons. Bases 1 to 870 code for a protein of 289 amino acids. Gene Ontology annotation, molecular function: protein-containing complex binding. NCBI's taxonomy places the organism in Eukaryota, Fungi, Ascomycota, Leotiomycetes, Helotiales, Helotiaceae. Gene Ontology annotation, cellular component: mitochondrion.
AUGUCCAGCGUUAAAAAGAUAGUGGUAUGCGGCGGGAAUGGGUUUCUGGGCAGCAGGAUUUGCAAGAGCGCUGUUGCUCGGGGUUGGGACGUUACAAGCAUAAGCCGAUCUGGCGAACCUCAAUGGUCCUCAGUAACCUCCUCACCAUCGCCACCACCCUGGGCGCACAAAGUAACCUGGGAACGCGCCGACAUCCUCAAACCCUCGACCUACGCUCCCCUCCUCAAAAACAGCGACUAUGUAGUCCACAGCAUGGGUAUCCUCCUCGAAGCCGACUACAAAGGCGUCAUAUCCGGGCGGGAGUCACCGAUCAAAGGUCUACAGCGAGCAUUCUCGUCCAACAAAGCCGGGAGUCAGAACCCACUGACACGAAAGAGUGACGAGGAUUUGAAAUCGCAAGAGAAAGACGGUCAGAUCACAUAUGAGCUUAUGAAUCGGGAUUCCGCGAUUACUUUGGCGAAGGAGGCGAAUAGUGUGGGCGUGAAGAGUUUUGCGUAUGUGAGUGCGGCUGGCGGUGCACCGGUAUUGCCCGGGAGGUAUAUUCAGACGAAGCGGGAGGCUGAGAGUACAAUUGCUUCGGAGUUCCCAAAUAUGAGGCCCGUUUUCAUUAGACCACCGAUGCUUUGGGAUAGCUCGAGGACGAUCACAAUACCACUUGCCGCGGCGACGGGCUUAGGAGCAGUAUUCAAUACCGUCACUGGUGGAAUAUUUGGAGGAAUCAUGGGAGCUGCUGGAGUAAAACCACUAAAGGCGGAUCUUGUAGCGGAGGCUUUAGUCGAGGCAUUGGCUGAUGAGAGCGUUAAGGGUCCAGUUGAAGUCAAGGAGAUAGAGGCACUUGCUCAAAAAGCGUGGAGAAAAGGAAUGGUGUAA